This is a messenger RNA of Elephantulus edwardii (Cape elephant shrew), 834 nucleotides long. RefSeq names its product guanosine monophosphate reductase (gene GMPR). The annotation marks the transcript as partial. Gene Ontology annotation, molecular function: GMP reductase activity. The transcript has 7 exons. Gene Ontology annotation, biological process: nucleotide metabolic process. Gene Ontology annotation, cellular component: GMP reductase complex. Lineage: Eukaryota; Metazoa; Chordata; Mammalia; Macroscelidea; Macroscelididae. The record is from RefSeq and is a predicted model, not a curated record.
UAGCACUGCAUGUUUACAGCCAUUCAUAAGCAUUACACCCUGGAUGACUGGAAGCUUUUUGCCAAGAAGCACCCAGAAUGCUUGCAGCAUGUAGCCGUAAGCUCGGGCAGUGGGCAGAAUGAUCUGGAGAAGAUGAGCAGCAUCCUGGAAGCUGUGCCUGAGGUUAAGUUUAUCUGCCUGGAUGUGGCCAAUGGGUACUCGGAACAUUUUGUGGAGUUUGUGAAGCUCGUUCGGGCCAGAUUUCCAGAGCACACCAUUAUGGCAGGGAACGUGGUAACGGGAGAGAUGGUAGAAGAGCUUAUCCUUUCUGGAGCAGAUAUAAUCAAAGUGGGAGUUGGGCCAGGUUCUGUGUGCACCACCCGCACGAAGACCGGCGUGGGCUACCCACAGCUGAGUGCAGUGAUCGAGUGUGCAGACUCCGCCCACGGCCUCAAAGGUCAUAUCAUCUCCGAUGGAGGCUGCACGUGUCCAGGAGAUGUCGCCAAAGCCUUCGGAGCUGGAGCCGACUUCGUCAUGCUGGGAGGAAUGUUCUCGGGCCACACCGAGUGUGCGGGAGAGGUGAUCGAGAGGAAUGGGCAGAAGCUCAAGCUCUUCUACGGGAUGAGCUCCGACACAGCAAUGAAGAAGCAUGCAGGCGGGGUGGCUGAGUACAGAGCUUCAGAGGGCAAGACUGUGGAGGUGCCUUACAAAGGGAGUGUGGAGAACACGAUUCUGGAUAUUCUCGGGGGACUGAGGUCGACCUGCACGUACGUGGGGGCCGCUAAACUCAAAGAGCUGAGCAGGCGGGCAACCUUCAUCCGGGUGACCCAGCAGCACAACACCGUGUUCAGCUAA